Aaosphaeria arxii CBS 175.79 is the source of this 1999-nucleotide messenger RNA. RefSeq names its product MFS general substrate transporter. Gene Ontology annotation, molecular function: transmembrane transporter activity. The transcript has 6 exons. Bases 179 to 1684 code for a protein of 501 amino acids. Lineage: Eukaryota; Fungi; Ascomycota; Dothideomycetes; Pleosporales. Gene Ontology annotation, biological process: transmembrane transport. The record is from RefSeq and is a predicted model, not a curated record.
UCUGUCUUUGACAUCAUUUCUGCGAAUAAUUCGUUUUACUUUACCGUUCGGAAUAGAACGAAGACAUUCACUCUUUCACAUCGUCAUCUCUUUGCAUGCAUGAGCGAAAAGUAUACAUGACUGAAUGGAAUUGAUAUUCAACAAUAACUCAACAAAUACCUCAUAAACCACCCCAACAAUGCCAUCCAAAAACCAACUCCCGCCCCACGAGGCACCUUCAAUCCCACCGUCCCCGUCGCCCUCACCCAACGACCUCUCGAAAGUCGAAACCAACGCUUCCGCCCUCUACGACACCCUCCCCACCUACCACAAAGCCCUCAUCGUCUUCACCACCUCCUGGUCCACCCUCGCUGCCUGCUUCUCCAGCACAUCCCUCCUCUCCGCCGCCGUCGAAAUCGCCGCAGACCUCAACACCACGCCCGAAGUCAUCAACCUGUCCACCGGCGGAUUGAUGCUCGCCAUGGGGUGCAGCAGCUUCGUGUGGAGUCCGCUGAGCAGUAUCUUCGGGCGGCAGCUGGCGUAUAGGAGUUGCAUGGCGGUGCUGAUGGCGUUCCUGGUGGGCGCGGCGACGGCGAGGAGUACAGUGGCUUUCGUGGUGUUGAGGGUGCUGGGCGGGUUCCAGGGGACGUUCUUUCAUGUCGCGGGUCAGACGAUUAUUGCGGAGUAUUUUCCUCCGACGCAGCGGGGUAUGGCGACGGGAUUCUUCAUGGCGGGCACGGUUUUGGGUCCUCCGUUGGGACCCUGCGUGGCGGCGAUAAUGAUCGAAUUCGCAAACUGGCGCAGCAUCAUCUGGCUCCAGGUCGCCAUGUGCGGUCUCGGGCUCCUCCUAUCCUUCUUCUUCAUCCCGCCUAGCAGACUCGAUCGAGGCAUGUUCAAGAUGAACAUGACGGGCAGGACCGCACUCGCGCAGUUCAAUCCGCUUCCUGUGUUCAAGACGAUGGUGUAUCCCAACGUCUUCUUCGCCCAACUAAGCUGCGGCCUCCUCAGCUGGUCCCAAUCCAGCAUCCUCGCAACCCCCCGCGAAGUCCUCACCUCCAAAUUCAACAUCACCUCGCCGCUAAUCGCGGGGCUCUUCUACUUCGCACCCGCGUCCGGCUUCCUCUUCGGCGCCAUCGUCGGCGGCCGCUACUCCGACAUGACGGUGCGGAAGUGGAUCGCCAUCCGCGGCGGGCUGCGGCUGCCGCAGGACCGCCUCAAGAGCGGCAUGUUCGGCUUCUUCUUCCUCAUCCCCGUCGCGACGUUGAUAUACGGGUGGGGGUUGGAGAAGUGCCAUGCGUGUACGAGGGAGAGGGCGGGACUGGCGUUGCCGAUUGUGACGGUUUGGUUUGCGGGCGUGGGGAUCAUGCAGGUUUUUUCGAGCUUGAAUACGUAUUGUGCUGAGGCGAUACCGAAGAGGAGGCGUGAGGUUAUGGUGGGGAAGUAUCUCCUUCAGUAUAUUGCCGGUGCAUGCGCGACGUCGGGUGCUGUUCCGCUCAUGGAGGCGGUGGGAGUAGGCUGGUCUUCGACUAUCGCUGUUGUUCUCGCCCUCGUCGCUGGAAGUUUGACUCUCUGCGGCGCAAUGUAUGGGCUAACGAUGCAGACAUGGGUAGAGGAACGUAUCCAUGGCAAGAAGGACGUUGAGAAGACGAAGUCAAUUCACUGGCCCACGUCAACGCGGUGGUUUGUCACACAUGCAGAAGUGUGAGGAGACAAAAAAUGACAUCUUUCCUAUUCUUAUCGUAGAUAGCGUGAGAAUUCUCACCUAGACAGCCCAGCCAUCAUCCCACAGCUCCGGCCAGUCAGACAUCUGCGUGCCAUCCAGAGUCGACGGCUCGAACAGCGGCAGAUUGAGAUCCGGGGCGGCGAGGAACUCCUGCAGCGACGGCGCGGCAAGCGCCAUCCCAGCUGUCAUGGUCAUCGUGCUGUUUUCCGAAGACACCUCGUUUCUCACGCCCACCUGCGGCGCUACACUGGGCGUGGGAAGAGGCUCGGCUGAUGAGCCGAAUGGGUAGCUUUGAGC